AUGCCAUUCUAUGGAAAGGCAUGUACUCAUUCGGUUUUCAUCCCAUCUUAUCGUGGCCAGCUGCUCAAGUCCUAUGACCGACGGCAUUAUCAGUUGUCACCCAUACUUAUGCAAGAUUAUGCCCGGUCAAUAUCGAAGACCUCGAUAGAAGCGGCCUCACACGAGCAAAAUCUUCUCGCACUUCAUACUUGCCAUGGUCCCGAAUUUUUGCAUGCUUCUUAUCCACCCAGCAAGAAAAUCUGGUGGAUAUUUUUUCAUGGACUUAAUAAAAAUAUUUCUUGGGAGAACAACCUUGAGCAAGGUUUUUUCCUUCUCGAAGGGGCGAUUGAAAAAAUAAUUGCCCUUACACCUUACAUGCGAUGCUCGCCUUCGCGAACAUUUUCUUCGAGCCGUACGACAUGCAAUCCCAUCACCUACUACUUCGUCUUCCCUACAGCCGCAUUUCUUCUUGCCUUCACACUUUUGCGUUUCAAGGACCGUAAAUCUAUGGUCCGAAGGAUCCCUGGACCGCCGAGUCCUUCAUCUCUCUUAGGCCAUGAAUACCUCCUCCGUAACCGUCAGCACGUGGGAGACAUGGAGAUGGAAUGGUAUCAGCAAUACGGCGCCGUAUACCUCACAAAGGGAUGUUUCGGGCACGAUGUUUUGUCCGUUGCUGACCCUAAAGCGUUGCAAUACAUAUUUCAUUCGUCUGGAUACCGAUUCCCAAAAACAAGAGAUAUGAAUCGUAUUAAUGCAGCCAUCGCAGGACCAGGAUUAGUUGUUGUGGAUGUUGUAAGCGAAAUGCACCAACGCCAGCGGAAAAUCCUCAAUCCUGCUUUUGCAACACAGCAACUCCGACUCUUCCUGACUGUUUUCCAGGCGUCUGCUACGAAGCUUACAGAGCAGAUCAACCAGCAAGUUAAGGACACCGGAGUAAUCAAUGUCCUUGAAUGGACAGGCAAGGCUGCGCUGGAUAUCAUAGGCAUCAUCAUCUCGCCAGCGUCCUUCCGAUACGAUUUCAACUCACUCAGCGGCGGACAAACCGAGCUGAUGGCAGCGACUAAUAAUCUUUUUGGUGACGGCAUGAUGUCGCCAACAUCACUAGAGCUUCUGUGUUCUUCGCUCUGGCGCUUACUUCCCGAGUGGCUGGUUGUACCGCUCGAGUGGCUACCCAACAGAAUUACGACAUGGCUGAAUUACUUUAGAAAUGUUGCGAAGAGAGUAUCACGGCCCAUCUACGAGAAACAACUGAAAGAGGUGGCGAACGAUAUCAAUCCAGCUGAGAAGGAUGUCGUUAGUCUUCUCGCGAUAUCCCAGCUCAAUGACGAUGCAAAGAAGAAGAUGAGCAACAUAGAAAUCGAUUCCCAGCUGGCGAGUUUCGUGUUCGCCGGCCAUGACACAAUCGCAGAGAGUACGGGCUGGCUUCUCUAUGAGCUAAGUCUUCAUCCUGAGGAUCAAGCUAGGAUACGCGAAGAGAUUUCCCAAACCAAAUCAAAGGCCUCGGGAGCGCUCACCUCAAACGACUACGAUUUGAUGAUCUGGCUGAAUGCUUGUAUUAAAGUGGGUCGGAUAUCACGGGAGUUCCUGGCAGGUGUUGAUACAUGGACUUCAACUUUAGGAAGCCCUCCGUCUCCAUCCUCUGGGGCAUACCUUGUAUCGUCAAUCGUCUCAGGGCUUUCAUCGGUAUGGGGAGAUGACGCCAACGAGUGGAAUCCCAGUCGAUUUCUUGAUGGGAGAGAUGUUAAGCAAACAUCUAUUGGAGUUUAUGCGAAUCUGCUGACCUUCAGUGCUGGUAUUCGUGGAUGCAUUGGGUGGAAAUUUGCUGUUAUGGAACUGCAAUCGUUGAUCACAGAGCUCUUGAGUAAUUUCGAAUUCAGUAUGCCGAAGGGAGUUUCCAAGUUGCAGCAUGGUCCUAUCGGUGUGGGUUUGAUCCCCAUCGUUCCAGGAAAGGCAGAGCAAGGAGCGCAAAUCCCGUUGCUUGUAACCGCGCUUAACAAAUAAGAUGGGCUACAACCUCAGAUGCCACGAAAUAAUUUUUCUCAAAUAAGAUACAUAUGCUGCUCAAUUGGAAUAACAUGACUCGGAGAAUAUCAUCCCCUUUUUCUUCCACCUCCCUAAUGAUAUUAGCAGACCUUGAAACCUGUCGAUGAACCCACGAAGGAGACGUGAGCUCGAGAAAUACUAACGAAAUGAAUGCCUUGAGAAUCAGAGCUGGAUGAACACAGCAUGAAUUGAAUGCAACCCUUGG
Desarmillaria tabescens is the source of this 2227-nucleotide messenger RNA. Its product is annotated as cytochrome P450. NCBI's taxonomy places the organism in Eukaryota, Fungi, Basidiomycota, Agaricomycetes, Agaricales, Physalacriaceae. The coding region runs from base 1 to 1980 and encodes 659 amino acids. Gene Ontology annotation, molecular function: heme binding; iron ion binding; oxidoreductase activity, acting on paired donors, with incorporation or reduction of molecular oxygen. The transcript is spliced from 16 exons. The record is from RefSeq and is a predicted model, not a curated record.